Molecule: messenger RNA, 1360 nt
Organism: Leptopilina boulardi
Lineage: Eukaryota; Metazoa; Arthropoda; Insecta; Hymenoptera; Figitidae
Gene: OSCP1
Product: protein OSCP1
Exons: 4
Coding region: 248-1324 (358 amino acids)
Biological process (GO): transport
Cellular component (GO): plasma membrane; cytoplasm
Source: RefSeq, a predicted model, not a curated record
UUGAUUUUUUUCUUUUAUGAUUUACUAUAUAUAUAUAUAUACAUACCUGUGUGUCCACUUGAGGUAUAAGUGGAAAGUUACAUGUUUCUGCGCCGACUCACUUUGAAAUUAUAUUUCACUGUUCCACUUUAUAAAAAAAAAUCGCGCCGUUUCCUUGGAAACAUUUGGUCAUUAUAAGACAAACUCUUCAAAAGAAUUGAACGAAAAAAACGAAAAAAAAAGGGAAAAUUUAAUAUUUAAAUUCAAAAUGUCAAUUAAUACGACACCUAUUUUUUAUCUCAAUUUGGGUGGCGAAAUGUUAUAUAUUUUACGACAAAGAUUAAAAGCACAGAGGAUCGAUGUUGAGAAAUCUAUUCAAGUUCUUGAUGAUGUAACUCUCGCCUUGUUGGAUCCUAAAACACUUUCGUUAAUUUUUGAAAAAACCCCAUUAAUGGACCUUGCUUCGAUUCGUUCUAUUUUAGAGAGUGUUAUUCUCUGUUCAAUAAUGAAAUUAGAUGGAAACAGUAUGAAUAAAUUAUUUGAAUUAAUGUACACAAUGGUGAAAUAUCAAUUGACAACUGCAACUGGACCAAGGGAAGUUGUUUUAAUAACAUUAAAUCACACUGAUGCAAUGCGAGAUAUGGUUACUGAUGAAAAUGCCCACCAAUGCGUUAGUUUAGUUCAUCAAAUGAUAAUCGAUUUAUAUUCAAAUCUAACGUACGAGGAAAUAUGGAAAGUGAGAAACGAAUGUUUACAAGUUUUAAAUCCAAUAAAAAUACGAAUGACAAUUCUUUUGAGACUCGGUCUUCAAAAUGAAAAUGCCACCUUCAAUAUUGGAAAACAAACUUAUAACGAGAGAUACGAACAAAAAAGGUCACAAAUUGGUAAUUUAAAAUUAACAGACGUUAAUUGCGAUGAAACAAAAUUUGGCUCUUUCGAACUUUUUGGCAAUCGAAUCACUUUAUUGGGAAGAAAUAUAUACUGUCCUUCGUAUGGAAAUAUUCCAAAAUCAACAUUGAAACCAUGUUUAAAACGAAAUAGUCGACAAUUAAUGACCGAUUCAGGAUCUAAAGCUGAACUUGGAAUGCUUGCAUUACAAUUGGGAACUGAAGAAACAACAUAUGAAAGGCCAUUUAGUUUAAAUCUUUAUAUAAGCGAUGAGAAUAUGAAUUCACAAAAUGAUGGAAAUGAAUUAAAAGAAAAUGAAGAGAAAUUAAGUGAAAAUAACGCAAGUAUUGAUAAAGAAUACAAAAAUAAAUUAGAAAAUUUGUGCGCUGAUUUAAAAGACGAAUCAACGAAUAUCAAACAAACUAUGGAUCUUCUUAAACUUCUCGACGAAGUUUAAUGAUUUUUAUUUAUUUUUUAAUUUCUCUAAUUUAUU